CACGUUAUUCAUUAUUUUUGCCGCUAUUGUGCUUACAAAUGGUCCGUUAAUGAGAGACAUUAUAUAAAAAUUGUAUAUAUAUAAAAAGUAAACAGCUCAACAAUUUUACUUUAAGAUUGCUCCGAUAUUUGCUUUAAUUAUGGAGGAGUAUGAUCAAUCAUCAAUGUUUACCGAUUUCGAUACCAGUAAUAAUGAAUCUGUUAUGGAUUAUACAACAGAUGAUAUAACCAAAUUAAAAAUAAGAAAAUCACAGUUUAAUUUGUCUGUUUCAUUGACACCAGGAGAGCUCACUGCUAUUUUUGAUAAUACUAUUGCUCAACAAAAAUCAAGUUCUGAAAAUUGUUUGUACAAUCAAUUUUUGGACGUACUAAAAGCUUUUCGAAUAACUUCACCACUUCAGCUUCUGGAAAUUCUCCAGUAUUUUAUUGAUAUUUGUAGAGAGACUUUAGAUGUCUUAAAAGAUCAAAAUCAAAAUUCCAAUUGGCUUGAACAAGAGCUUAAUACAUGGCGUUUAUUAUUAACACUUUUUCAAGUACAACAUUUAGAAUCCGAAAAAGUUGAUAAGAUAAUUAGUGAUCGAGAAUUGUCAGAUGCUUUAUUUAAAGAAGAUCAAAAGUUAAAAGGGAUACAAAGAAUUGUUGAUUGGUUAGAACACUGUGCUGCUGAAAGUAUGGAAAAUGAGUUUAUGAAAGACGCAAAACAUUUCUCUGACGAAGGAGUUGCCUGGCCAAACACAUUAGGUCAACUUUUGAAAAAACAGCUAAUAUAUCAAAGUUCUGGUGCAAUGGUUACUCAACUUGAUCCUGAUGCACCCCAGAGACAAAAUAGAUCAAUUCAUGAUUUAGAUCAAGUAGAUGAGGACCGAUUGUUAGCACAAGUAUUUAGUGAAAUUCGUUGUGGGCGUUUAGAAAAAGCUGAAUUACUUUGCUGUCAAUAUGGUCAAUUUUGGAGGUCAGCAAUCAUGGAAGGUUGGCGUUUAUAUCAUGAUCCAUUUUAUAAAAAUAAAGAAGAUCAUAUUUUAUCUGAUGAAGUUCUUGGAAAUCCUAAUAGAGAUAUUUGGAAAUCAUGUGCUUGGAAAAUUUCAUCGGAUCCAAAAAAUUCAGCUUAUUGGAGAGCUACAAUUGGUAUACUGUGUGGUAAUAUUGAUGCAGUACUACCUGUAUGUGAUAAAUGGGAAGAUAUACUUUGGGCACAUCUUCAUACUAUAGUUAAUGUAGCUGUAGAGGAUCGUAUACAAACUAACAGAACUAACAGUAUUAUUAAUCUUCCUGAGCAGUAUUGGGAGUAUAAGAUGAAUUUAGAUGAUAUUGUUGCUGAAUUGAAGUCCAAUGCCAAAUUAUCAGUUCGCCAAGAAGCUCAUAAACCUAAGCGCCAAAUUCAACAAUAUUUUAUAACAAAUCAAUUUAGUGAACUAAUUACCACCAUGGAAAAUUGGGUAGAAAAUAGUUUUGAAUCUGAUUCUCAAUUUUUACGGUUACUUGCACAUUUAGUUUUAAUCAUACGAUGGGCUGGAAUACACCAUAAUGAAAAGUCAGCCAAUUCAAUAUUACAAAAAUACAUAGAAAUUUUAAUUCCAAUGAAUGAUUCUAUUUUGGUUGCAUAUUAUACAUCUCAACUUGAACGUCAUUGUCAAAUAGACACAUAUUCAAAGUUUUUAGAGAAAAUGAACAGUCCUGAACAACGUAAACAAGGUUUAUUAGCAGGGGAAAAAUUUUUACUUCCUGUUGAAGAAAUAACAAAACAAAUCGUAGAAACUGUCAGACAUCGUCUGACAAAAAAGACGUCUGGUGUUGAUGUCUUUACUGAAAUAACUAGUGAUGACCACCAACUAAUCUCUGCACUAGAUUGGAUAAUAUAUUAUCCUCGGCAAGUCGAGGAAGCAUUUGUACAAAUUAACAUAGUAGUUCGUAACUUUGUUGCUCAAGGAAAAAUUCAAGCUGCUCGUUUGGCAUUUAAUAAAAUUCAAAAGGAAGCAAUUAAGUUAUUAAUUAAUACAUUGGAUAUUGAUAUUAAUAAACUGAUGAAAUUGGAUAUACCAAUAUCAGGAAAAACAAAGUCUCUUCUUAUGGAAUAUCUAUCUUAUAAAUGUUACUUGGAUGCAGAAGAAGGUUUUGCUGAUUGGUUCCAUGAGUAUCAUCAAACUAAACCUACCGAACCACCAAAACUUUCUGAUAAUGCUGAUUAUACCAAAAAGUUAGUCUAUGACCACAAUAUGGAAGUUUACAAGUCAUCAUUAGAAAGUUGGAAAAUAUCCAUCGCUAGUUCAUCACAAGUCGUUAUUGAACAAUUAUUUAAUUUAUUAUUUUUUCCUGGUGGAUGGUUAGUUGAUCAUGAAAAUGAUGAUGAAAAACGUCAUGAACAUUUUGAACUGCUGAGAACAAUAUGUAUCCCUAAGAUUUUUAUGCUUUUGCACACCAUUCUACACAGUGCUGAAAAGUAUAUGGAUUGCAUUAAAUUAGCCAGCUACAUUACUGAUGAAACCAAUAAUUUUUACAGGUUGUUCACUCAAGCUGAUCUCAAAAAACUUUUUGCAAAAAUAUCAGAAUCGUCAAUUUGUUUAAUGGAAUCAUCAAAUGAAUAUUUAGACCCUUUGAUAGUUUUAACUGAUUAAAGCUUUUAUUUUAUUAUUAUAAGUUAAAAUUAUUUUUUUAUGUGUUUAAAAAUGAAGAAAAACUAACAAUAAAAUGUGUCAUGUACAUAAUUUUAUUUA
This is a messenger RNA of Daktulosphaira vitifoliae (grape phylloxera), 2710 nucleotides long. RefSeq names its product nuclear pore complex protein Nup107 (gene Nup107). Gene Ontology annotation, molecular function: structural constituent of nuclear pore. The record is from RefSeq and is a predicted model, not a curated record. Gene Ontology annotation, biological process: mRNA export from nucleus; regulation of DNA-templated transcription; protein import into nucleus. The coding region runs from base 140 to 2611 and encodes 823 amino acids. Gene Ontology annotation, cellular component: nuclear pore outer ring; nuclear pore. The transcript is spliced from 16 exons. Lineage: Eukaryota; Metazoa; Arthropoda; Insecta; Hemiptera; Phylloxeridae.